AUGGUGAUUACUGACGAAGCAGUAGCCGAAACUGCCACUACCGGCGCGACACCAUCGCCUGGCGAUGGGAUCGCGGCUGCACCGAGCGCACCGAGUCAGGUUCUACGCCUUUUGAGGGAGAUCAACUCCUACAGUGAAGCAUGCAUCAAUGGCCAGAAAGAGGCAAGAUUUAAACUUGUCAAUGCAGCGGAGUCCUUCGUCCACGCUCUGGAAACACCUAGUGAGACCAUGAUGCGGCACUGUGUGGCUCAGUGCACCGCGUAUGCAUCGGUUGAGGCCUGUAUCCUUCUAGGGGUAUUUUCGCUAUUAGCCUCUAGCGAUGAUCCAAAACCUGCUAGGGAUCUUGCAGAAGCUACUGGGGCAGAUGAACAAUUGCUGGGACGUCUGCUGAAGGAUUUGGCUGCAAUGGGGGUGUUCACGGAGGCUGGUCCGGAUGAGUACUAUCGCAACGGCCUCUCAACAGCGAUGUGUAUGAAGCAAUAUAGCGAUGUGUGGCUGUUCAUUCAGUUCAACAACCUCAUGUCCACAUACCACCAAGGCCGACCUAGCUGUAUAGAAGAGGGAUUCUACCCAGUGCAUGAUAACCUAAUCCAAGGGGCACGAGACGGCAAGAAUGGUGUCUUUCUUGUUGAUCCCGGUGCCCCGGGCCGACUGGUCUUGCAGGAUUUGCCAACGGUCCUGGAUGAUAUUGUAACACUGGACCUAUCAAUUGAGCGGAUGGCGCAUAAUUUCUUCGCGGUUCAGCCGGUGAAAGGUGCGCGAGCCUAUUCUCUUCACAGUGUCCUACAUAACUGGAACGAUGAGGACUGCCAGACUAUUCUCUCCAGACUUGUGGCUUCUAUGGCACCUGGAUAUAGCAAGAUUCUGAUCAAUGAAAUUGAUAUCCCUAAGACCGGAGCGCAUUGGGAGGCAACCGCUAUGGACAUCUUGAUAACAGUACAUCUUGCCGCAGGGGUGCGGACUGAACAGCAGUGGCACCAGCGUAUCGAGUCAGUGGGGCUCAAAGUUGCCAAAAUUUGGCACAGGGUGGGCAGCGUUGCGAGCUUGAUUGAGUGUGAGUUGGCGUGA
Aspergillus nomiae NRRL 13137 is the source of this 1068-nucleotide messenger RNA. Its product is annotated as O-methyltransferase. The transcript is spliced from 6 exons. The coding region runs from base 1 to 1068 and encodes 355 amino acids. Gene Ontology annotation, molecular function: O-methyltransferase activity. NCBI's taxonomy places the organism in Eukaryota, Fungi, Ascomycota, Eurotiomycetes, Eurotiales, Aspergillaceae. The record is from RefSeq and is a predicted model, not a curated record.